Molecule: messenger RNA, 3563 nt
Organism: Bacillus rossius redtenbacheri
Lineage: Eukaryota; Metazoa; Arthropoda; Insecta; Phasmatodea; Bacillidae
Product: integrin alpha-PS5-like
Exons: 24
Coding region: 129-3407 (1092 amino acids)
Biological process (GO): cell-matrix adhesion; integrin-mediated signaling pathway; cell adhesion mediated by integrin
Cellular component (GO): external side of plasma membrane; integrin complex
Molecular function (GO): integrin binding
Source: RefSeq, a predicted model, not a curated record
ACAGGCUCUCGCGGCAGUGAUUGUCGCAGCACGGCACGCUCACAGUCUGCUCUUCAGCGCUGCGUGCACCAGCGACUGGUUUCUCAGACAGAUGAUUCAACCGAUAUAACUUUUGAACUCUUUUUCUCAUGGUUACAAGCAUGGCAUUUUGUCACUUCACUCUUUUGUUUGGUCUCUCUCUGACGUGGGUGUGUGUUCUGAGUUACAAUUUGGACGUGAAGUCAGCGGUUUUGUUUCAAGAUCCAAGGGGACCGAAAACGAGGAGAAGCUAUUUUGGCUUCUCUGUGGUUCUGCUCAAUGGCACCUCUUCUGGAUCAUGGCUGCUGGUCGGGGCACCGCGCGGGAACUCCAGUGCUGCCGCGCACCAGGGCAUAGUGGAGCAAGGCGUGCUGUUCAAGUGCCCCAUGCAGCCGCGCCCGCACAACAAGUCGUGCGAGCAGUACGUGCUGGACGCCUCAGGAAAUGACGAGAGUCCAGCUGAAGUUGGAAUAAGUUAUCAUGACCACAAGGAUGGAGCAUGGAUUGGGGCAGCUAUGGACAUACACAGCUCAGGGGAUGAUGCUGAAAUUAUAGUAUGUGGUCAUCGCUGGGCAAAUGAAGUUGGUAAAAAAAGUUCCCAUAAUUAUUUCAUGUUGGGAAUCUGUUACAUAAUAUAUGCCAAGGACAUUUACGAAAGUGAUGGAAAUGAUCGUGGAGGAACCAAAACAUUUUUGGUUUCACCUAAAGAUGAAAUGAUAUUUUUUCCUCAAAAAGACAGGAUGGCUUAUUAUUAUGGUCAGGCACAAGUGGGUAUGUGUGUGCAUUAUGCAGAAACAGAGCAGGGAACAGUACUAUUAGCUGGUGCACCGGGUGUUUUAAACGGGCGAGGUGGCAUAAUGCUCAACAAACGAAAGUUCCAUAAAGAUACUGGAGGUCAGCAGCGUCGGAGGAGAGAUGCAAAUGGAUUUUGGGCGUAUGAAGAAAAAGCACAAAAUAUUACAUUUGCUUUGAAGUCAGUUGCAAAAUACUAUGAUUAUGUUGGUUACCAGGUUACUUCAGGGAAAUUCUUUCAAGGUCUUGACUCAUAUGUUGCAUCAGCUCCAAGAGCGGACACUCUUAAAGGAAAUGUGCAGUUGUUCUUGAUAACACCGCAGAACAGAGUGACCUUCAUGCGGUCAGCCAAAGUGUCUGGCACCCAGACUGGGGAACAUUUUGGGGCGAGCGUCGCGGUUGCCGACGUCAAUGGAGACCAUGCCCAAGACCUGAUAGUCGGGGCGCCGAUGUUUGCAAAGAAGUGUGAUGAAGGGAGGGUCUACAUUUACCACGGCAGCAGUGUCAAGCAAACUUUCGAACCUGCGGGCACCAAGGAUGGCUUCUAUGAAAAAGGCCGCUUUGGAACAGCAGUCGUUUCUCUCGGAGACAUUGACCAGGAUGGCUAUGAAGAUAUCGCAAUCGGAGCACCGUACGAGGGGGGUGGAAAAGUCUACAUUUACAACGGCAGUCCAACAGGUGUCAGGAAAGAUUAUAGUCAGCGUUUAAGUGCAGAAUAUUUUUCUCCUCAUCUAAGAGGCUUCGGAAUUGCUGUUUCUAAACCAGCGGACGUAGACAACAAUCAAUAUAGUGAUGUUGCCGUGGGAUCGUUCCUGUCGGACAAUGUCGUUCUUCUGAGAUCACAUCCAGUUGUGAAGCUUCGUAUGCGCCUGACUUCCGACUCGAAAUACCUGCACGUCGAAGAUACCAACUUCACCGCUCGGCUGCAUUUGUGGUUCGAGGGUCAGCAAGUGACUGACGUAGAUGUCAACUACAAUGUGACGAUUGAUGGGAAACUUAAGCGUGGAUAUUUACUAGAUGGCAGUGUAAAAUUAACCACUUACAAGGACACUCUCAAACUGGAGAGUGGAGUCAAUUAUACUCGUGAAAUAGUGGUAAAACUGGAUGGAAGUAAAUAUGAAACGAAGGGUUUCCUGGAGCCAAUUGAGAUUUUAAUUUCUGCAGAUCUCCAUACGAAUGAGGGUGAAAUGGAAAGAGAAAAUGGCGAUGAUUUCAAGAAACUCUUACCUGUUCUCCACAAAUACGACAGUGAAAAGAGUUACACAUUGCAGGUGCCAUUGUCUGCAGAUUGUGGCAAAGGUGACUGUUACUGUGAUUUGGAACUGACUACUCACUUGAAACAGUUGAGCAAUGGAGUGUUUGUGACCGGAUCUUCUAACACACUGGAUCUGGAGAUAAUCGUUCGGAACAAAGAAAACACAGCAUUCCUGACAAAAGUGUGCAUCAUGCUGCCAUCUCCUGUUCAACUUGAAAGCAUCCCUAAGAACUGCUACGAGCCUCAAACAUCAAACAUGCUCAACAGUAUUAACAUGACAUGCGACGUUGCAAAUGUGAUGACAAAGGACAUGACGGAAACAGUUACUGUACGUCUCGACAUGACGCGUGUAACACAUGAUUUCAGCAUGUCUGUCAUUGUUACUACAGCAAUUGAGGACAAGAAUCCUGCAAAUAAUUUCAAGGAAAUAAUGGUCAAUCUUGUCACGGAAGCUGAUGUGACAAUUGUUGGAAAAGAUGAAAAUGGAGAGCAUGUUUAUAAUGGACAAUAUCCAAAUACUUCCAUAGUUCAACACAAGUAUGAGGUACAAAAAUUCAAACAGAGUACGGUGGACGAAGUGGAAGUGAGUUUCAAUAUUCCCUGGUUGUAUCACGUGGCGGGGCAAGCAGAUCCCAUAAAGUUGUUGGAGCUUUACGAGCCAGAGGCCACGCAGAACGACCGGCGGGAGUACGACCGGCUGAGGUGCCACUCGGACAUCCCGGAGUUCAAGCAGCGCUCGCCCGAGGAUGAAGCUGACGGCGGCGAGGCGGCGCGGUCCAAGCGCUCGGCCAAUGAGAGCUCGGCGGACGGCUCUCCCGCCACGCGGGCUCCCGCCGGCUCCCCCGGCUCCGUCCUUUAUCUCAACUGCAGCAGCAACGAGACCACCGGAGUCGAGUGCCGACACGUCAAGUGCCUGACGAGGCCGUUCACCAGCAAGCGCGUCAUAGCGAGGAUAACCUUGACCAUGGAGGUCAACGUUGCACGACUUGUUCCGCUUAUAGGCAAGAAUGGAAAAAUAGUGUUUUCAACUGAUGGAUCAGUGAACAUAACAAAGCCAGCAACUCUACCACAUGAAGCAAAUGAACUAACUGAUUAUGCUGCAGUGAACACAGCAUUCUACUUGUAUGCACCGCGAGAAGAAGUCCAUACAAAAGUUUACAUUCUUGCAAUAAUUGGAGGAAUUUUUCUGUUGCUUCUACUCAUAUUAGGUCUUGUGAAGGCUGGAUUUUUCAGAAGAAAAACUAAAGAAAAGUUACAAAGUUUGCUUGCUGAGAAUGCAGAAGAUUCAGCAAAUGUUGACGGUAGUAGAGACAAUAAUGCUUCUGCUAUUGAAGAGAACUAAGUAAUAUCAGUUAUGUACCAUAGUAAAAUAAAAUAAAGUCCUCAAUGAUCAUCUUAGGGUCUGAGCAGAUUAUAAGUUACAUAUGUACAUAUUGAAAUUGUAAAUUUUUUACAAAGUUACAAUUAAAAGAUAAUCUACUACAAAAUUUACAAACAA